GUUCUGUCUGGCUGGCUUCAUCAUCGCUCGCUAUCCACCACUGUGGUCUCACUCUUUAUUAUUACAGGAGUAUUAACUACAGGAGUAUUAUUUAUUAUUAUUGGUAUGGUAUUAGUAGGUUAGGACUAUCAGCGUUGAGAGGAUAGUUAUACUUCCCUCCCUCGCUGAGCCGCUCCACCUCGCCCAAAGUUACGGGGACUCCGCCUCUCGAUAGCUUUCAUCACCAUCACCAUCACCACCAUCACCGCCGCCGCCGCCGCCGAACAACAACCCCAGUCCCUCUUUUCUGCCGUCGUCAACAAAGAGUUGCAGCGCAAUUCCCUUCAUCCCAUCCUCCCCAUCUCGCUAUCUAAUGCCCCAGUCUUCAGAACACCCCCUCCCCUCCAGUAUUCUCCGUCUUCCAGCGAACUCGACCGCUCCUCCACCCGUGAAACCACUCCCAUCGGAACCCCCGUUGGCUUUACUGCCAUCCCAAAGUCCCGUAGUACCGCUGAGCGGGAUCGAGACUUGUAUUUCUCCUGGCAUCGGAAGCCGGAAGAACAUCCAAAUACCUCUAUCUACCAAACUCGCACUUCUCUAGAACCCGAUCUUGACGACUCGUCUUUUCCGCUCUUAUCUUCCCUUCAUCCCCUCUCCCCGAGCGACGAACCAUGGAGGGCCCAACUCCCCCCAUUAAUAUCGCGUCCCGGAACACAUCGGUCUCCCCGCCUGGCCAGCAGGCUUCGAAUUUGACCUCUGCCCUACAACGAGCUUCAACAAUAGACAAGUCUGCUGGUGCCUCGAAUACCACCAUUCCCACUUCCGUCGCAUAUAAAUCAAAUGCAGCCCGCAAAGACUCGAUUGGCGCAAGUAUGGCGCAGUGGGGAAAUGGCACGAAGCCCAUCACAGUGGCUGGCUCCAACAGAGAUAAACAGCGCCGUGAGAGCUUAGCAGGUAGUUUGGUUGGAGGCAUGAGCUGGGGAGGUGUGUCCGUUGGCAGUUGGAUUCGAGAUGAUAUUCUUAUGACCGGAACGUCCCCCUUCACACUACAGUCUCCUUCAUAUCAUUCUUCAUCAUAUCUUCCGAAACUUGAAGCGAAUUUCAUGCGAGAUUUUGCGUGCUGUGGCGUUACAUUACCCUCCCUCCACGACUUGCUGCAACAUUAUGAGGAAGCUCAUGCGCAGAAGUCACCACAACCACCACAACGUACCGGGCAGACGGGACAAAUGUCCAUUGGUGACAACCGAACCGGGAUGCCGGGAGGCGUGCGAAAUCAAGGGCAACAAAAUCAGCAAUCAAAUAUUGGUAUUGGUGGUAAUCAAAACCGAGGCAUAUCGUCCCCACGGCCGAAUCAAAAUCAGCAAACAUCAAACCACAUGACCUCCCCGGCGCCACAACAUCCUCAGACACAACGUGGUGGCUUUGGAUCUCAAAACGACCUUCCCGAUCUCGAUACAGUUGAAGAUAUGGAAAUGGAUGACCCUUUGGCAGAUAAUGCUUUCCAAGAUCCACGAUCCCGAGAUAGUCCCAUGCAAGGUAGAUUUGGGCAACAAAAUCAAGGACGCCUAACGCCACUCAACCUAAGUAUGCUACAAGGACAUCAGGGCCUACGGAAUUCCCAGCCAGGCACCCCCGUUACGCCUGGGAGACCGCUUCAAAACAACCCAACCGUAUCCUCAGUCAAUACCCCUACCCUCGUCACACACCAGCUACAGCAACAACAAAAUUCCGGGUACCGUGGCACGCCAGAUUCUUCUACGCCGGGGACACCCGCCGAAAUUGACGAGUCGAUCAUUGGAGAGUUUGGAGACAUGUCGAUGUUGCAGAAUAACGCGCUAAUGGGAAGCCAGGGACAAUUUCCAGGCUAUGGAGGCGGAAAUGACAUGCUGAAUCUCUGUAUCGACGAACCAGCCAAGCGAUUGUUUAGCCCGACUGGCGGGUUCAAUCAGCAACAAAAUAUGCUCAACAGGCUAGGAAGUCAGCCGUACGGACCUAACAGCCAAAUCGCGCAACGGAUUCGAGAACAGCAGCUUCGUGCAGGUGUACCAGACACGAUUGGGCUGCUACCGAAUGAAGAACCUAAACCAUUUAGAUGCCCAGUCAUAGGUUGCGAGAAAGCAUAUAAAAACCAGAAUGGUCUAAAAUACCACAAGGCGCACGGCCACAACAACCAACAACUUCACGAUAAUGCGGACGGAACCUUCUCAAUCGUCAAUCCAGAAACAUGUACGCCUUACCCAGGGGCCCUGGGCAUGGAGAAAGAAAAGCCAUUCCGCUGCGAAGUAUGCGGUAAACGGUACAAGAACCUCAACGGCCUCAAAUACCACAGAUCACAUUCACCGCCUUGCAACCCAGAACUCCAACUCGCCGCUGGUCGUAACCUUGGCGUGGGUGGGGUAAUGCAAGGGCAAAAUAUUAACGUCGCCGGAGCUGGACUCCCUGGGAUUGGCGAGGAAGGACUGUAGCAGCAAAGACAGCCUUCCCCUCCCUACUGAAUUAAAAAAAAAAUCACAGGCAAAGUGAAAUGACGAAAAAAAGUCUCCUCCCCUCUUCUCCCACUUUCCUCACCGCGGCCACCGCUUUUUUAUUUCAUUUACAAAGGAGUUUACAUUUAUUUAUUUUAUUUAUAUUUUACCUUCUAUUAUUAUAUUCUUACCUUUUACCCUUUUUUUUUUUUUUUUUUUUUUUUUUUUUCCUUCUAACUCUGCCGCCACCGAUAUUUCGACCAGAGGGACCCGCCACGACAGCACCAGAGGGACCGACCUCCCCCUUCCCUCCCUCAUACGAUCCGACAGGAACUUCUAGUCCAACCAUUACCGGCUAAUUUUCCUCCGUUUUCCUGAAUCUUUCCUGCUCUUCUUUACAUUGUCUUACAUGCUCUACUAUUACAUCUCUUCCUCUCUCUCUGUUCUUUUUUGCCCACCUCUGCCACGGCCUAUUCACUACCCCAUCAAUCACCUUUUCCAUCUGUACAUAAUACGUACAUAGGACAUAUACUUUUCCUUCGUCCUUUUUCUUUUACAUAUCAUCUUCCCUCUAUUCAUUACAUUUUGUCUAAUGAUUUCUGGGUAGCUGGUUUGGUUGGCGAUGAGGGGGGACCGGUUUUGCGGAUUCAGGUAUUGUUUUUUUCUUGUUUCUUAAGUCUUUCUGUGUUAAAAAAAGAAAAUAAAAGAAAAUAAAAAGAAAAAAAAGGACCAUUUUUCUUCACUUCUUCUAUUCAUCAUUACUUGUAAUCCCUUUUUUUGUUUUUCAUUGUCUUUCAUUGUUAUUAUUGUUUGUUCAUCUGCUUCACAAUGUUUUGUUACUUACUAUUUAUUUAUUGUCACAGGGUGCAAUUGUUCAUUUCACAUAUUCAAAGUGAUGUUGACAGGCUGUUUUUUUUUUUUU
Messenger RNA from Blastomyces gilchristii SLH14081, 3366 nucleotides. RefSeq names its product C2H2 transcription factor. The transcript is spliced from 5 exons. NCBI's taxonomy places the organism in Eukaryota, Fungi, Ascomycota, Eurotiomycetes, Onygenales, Ajellomycetaceae. The record is from RefSeq and is a predicted model, not a curated record. The coding region runs from base 651 to 2444 and encodes 597 amino acids. Gene Ontology annotation, cellular component: nucleus.